GAAAACGACCUUGUCUCUCUUUGAUUUGUCAAGGCCGUUAGCUACUAAACGUUCAUGAUUAACGUUAAUGUAGGUGUUUUAGGCCAUGUCGAUUCCGGAAAGACGAGCUUAGCGAAAGUUUUAAGUACUGUGGCGAGUACCAGUGCAUUUGACAAAAAUCCGCAAAGCAAAAAGCGGGGAAUUACUUUAGAUCUUGGUUUUUCAUCGUUUGCUGUUGAUUCAGCGAGCUAUCCGUUUGUGUCAUCUAUUCGUGAAAGUUUUGAAAAAGUUCAGUUUACGUUGGUUGAUUGUCCCGGGCAUGGAUCACUAAUUAGAACAGUUCUGUGCGGAUCUCAGAUAAUCGAUGUUAUUCUUCUUGUUGUGGAUGUUACUAAGGGAUUCCAGACUCAAACAGCUGAAUGUUUAGUGAUUGGUGAAAUUGCCUGCGAGAAAAUGUUAGUAGUACUGAACAAAUGUGAUUUAUUAGAAGAAAGCCAGAGAUCUGAAUCCAUUCAGAAGGUAGUUUUACUUACUGUAGUAAUUCUAUCUAAAGAUGAGAAAAAGAAUACUGAAGACAUUAGAAGGGACAAUUUUUAAAGAUUCAGAAAUCGCAGAAAUUUCAGCUGCUCCAGGGGGUGUUCAGGUGGAAUUUACUCCUGAACGUCCAUAUCAUUCUCAAGAGGUAGAAAAUCUAAUCACUUUACUAGCACGAUCCAUUCCUGAUCCUACAGAGAAAAGGAAUAAAUUAAAAGAUAUGAGUUUUGUUUUUGCUGUUGAUCAUUGUUUCACAAUUACUGGACAAGGUACUAUUCUUACGGGAACUGUUCUAUCCGGAACUACAAGUGUUGGUCAGACAAUUGGUCUACCGUUACAACGAAUUCAAAAGAAGAUUAAAUCUAUCCAACGCUUUCGUCAACCAAUUCAAUCUAUUGGACCAGGUGAUCGUGCUGGUAUAUGCGUUCCACAAUUGGAUCCAAGUUUAUUAGAACGUGGUCUUGUCGGUGAUUUAUCAUCAGAUGACAAUUUGACCUUAUGUCAUGGAUGUAUAUUAUCUUGUGUUGAAAAAGUUCGUUAUUAUAAAAAUCCAGUGAAAAGCAAAUCUCGUUUACAUAUUUUUGUUGGUCAAGAAACUGUCCUAGCUAAUUUAACAUUCUUUAAUAAAAUGUCAUCUGCAGAAGAAGACAACUGCCUUACAAAUGGUACUAAAGAACUAUGCACUUUUGAUAGAACAGCAAAAUAUCAAUAUAUUGAUGAAUUUUCUAGUGAUACAAAAGGUGAUAUUUACUUGUUAUUGGAAUUUGAACAUCCUGUUGUUUGUCCAAUGAAUGGUUUAGUUAUUGGCGCUAAAUUGGAUACCUACUCGGUGACUAGUUGUCGUUUAGCACUACACGGUCGUGUAGCAGUACAAUUAACAGAUUCAAAUUAUAAAUUAAAUAUUCUGAGUAAAUUACUUAUAUGUAAAUCUAAAACACGUCGUGGUCAAAUCGAGCGAGUUGUCAAUCCCCGGGCGUGUAUUGUUCACGGUUUAUUUAAACGUGAAACCAAUUGGGAGAUAUUUGUUGGUUUACGCGCUUAUGUGAAUAUUAAAUCUGCUGAAAAAUGUCGUAUAAUAAAUGGUUAUAUUGAAUCAAGUUUUGGUCAAAGUGGGAAGUGUCGUCUAGCAUUAGAUGAUGAUCUUCCUGAAGAUGUUUUGGCUAUGUAUUCAACAAAAUCUGGAAGGAAAGCAUCCACUGAAAUUGAAACAGAAGUUGUACUUGAAUUUAAAAAGAACAUAUUCGAUCCACAACGUCGUCUUAUACAGUAGUAGUAUUAAAAUGUCUCUCUCU
Molecule: messenger RNA, 1805 nt
Organism: Trichobilharzia szidati
Lineage: Eukaryota; Metazoa; Platyhelminthes; Trematoda; Strigeidida; Schistosomatidae
Source: the annotation of a GenBank genome assembly